GAUUUUGUGGCAGGGCGUACGAGCAGAUGGAGGUGACCUGCAACCCUAACCUGCGCGAGGCCGACAACACCUGGAACAUCGAGGACAACGUCUACCCUAAACUGCCGAACAGCUCGUUCGAAAUCUAUGCGCCGUCGUUCCUGUCGAAGUUCCUGGAGGCCCACACGGUGAUGUUCCAGGGCAACGCUGGACUCAAGCCCAAGGAGGGCGAGGUCACGUCACAACCCUGGCAGUGGCCCAUCAACUACAGGGGCCAGUGGUUCUCAGCCAUCGAUGGCUACAAGGUCUACUUGCUGGGUAACCCCGUCAUCUGGUGGGGCAACAUCGUCAUCAUGGCCGCCUUCAUCGGCGUCUAUGGCAUCAACAAAUUCCUCGAGAAGAGAGGAAAACUUAGUCUCAGCCAGCAGGACCGUCGGACCGUAGCUCUGCAAUCGUGUUGCUGGCUGCUGCUGGCGUGGGCCCUACACUACCUACCCUUCUACUUCAUGGGGCGCAUCCUUUACUACCAUCACUACUUCCCGGCACUGCUCUUCUCCUCCAUGCUAACUGGUAAGACUACUUCAUGCAUCCUCUACUACCACCACUACUUCCCAGCACUCUUCUACUUGUUCGCGCCGCUGAGCUACGGCAUGCACGAGGUCAACGUGGAUCGUAGCAACUCCAGCCUCCAGCACCUCCGUUGGGUCAACUCCUGGGAGUUCUAA
Hyalella azteca is the source of this 704-nucleotide messenger RNA. RefSeq names its product protein O-mannosyl-transferase 2-like. Lineage: Eukaryota; Metazoa; Arthropoda; Malacostraca; Amphipoda; Hyalellidae. Gene Ontology annotation, molecular function: dolichyl-phosphate-mannose-protein mannosyltransferase activity. Bases 27 to 704 code for a protein of 225 amino acids. Gene Ontology annotation, biological process: protein O-linked glycosylation via mannose. The transcript has 5 exons. Gene Ontology annotation, cellular component: endoplasmic reticulum. The record is from RefSeq and is a predicted model, not a curated record.